CUGCUGGGCAAAUAAGAUGGCCACUGAGGAUCUGUAGCUCCCGGUCUUAUAAUACACUCAUGGCAGCUUCUAGAUACAGAAAUGGAAAACUAACAUCAGCUCGACACCGUCUUUAAGGCCGAUAUCCUACGUAAGGGUAAACAGGAACAAGGAGAAGAGAGUAGCCCACCCAGGGGGAGAGCUCCUUCUGCAAUACAGACCGCAGCGAUGUUAGCAUUACCCUAAACCUUUCAGUACCACAGAAAGCAUCCAAGACAAACAACGUGACCAGUCCCGAACAGAACGAGACUGCAGAAGGAUGUGGCUCCUCAGUCAGUUACGUGGUUCUUAUUGCCUCAAUAGUCGUUCACAGAUUUGUCUGUACAUAAGUGUGACACACGUUUCCCCACGACGUCAUACAAUCUCACAGAAGCUCUUGAUCUGUAACUCACGGGUGUUCAACAGGUGGCUCCGUGGCGCAAUGGAUAGCGCAUUGGACUUCUAGUCUGGCUCCUGAGGAGUGAUUCAAAGGUUGUGGGUUCGAGUCCCACCGGAGUCGCAUUUUUUGUACAGUUUGCCGGCGUCCCCGUGCCAUGUGAGGUGAAGGUGGUCCGUCUGGAAGCAGAGGUCCAGGACCUGAUGAACCUGAUCAGCGACCAGCACCGCUACAUCCAGGAGCUCCACAACAGCCAGGCCCAGCAGCUGGAGCACAUACCCAACUCACACCUGGGCCCCGAGAACCUGCACAGAGACUGUUCCCAGGUGUUUGCAGAUGGUAACGUGGCUAGUGGGCUCUAUGUGAUCCGGCCAGACGGUUCUCCCACUGCACUUACUGUUUACUGUGACAUGAACGAUGGAGGAGGAUGGACCGUCUUCCAGAGGAGGCGAGACGGCAAGGAGAGCUUCGACAGAGCAUGGGUAGAAUACAAGCAUGGAUUUGGAGACCUGCACUCCCCUGACGGAGAAUUCUGGCUGGGCAACGAUCCUCUACAUUACCUCACCUCCCAGGGAAACUACGAUUUGCGGAUUAACAUGGAGGAUUUUGAGGGGAAUCAGCGCUACGCAGAGUACAAGAACUUCAAGGUGGACGAUGAGAAGGACCAGUACCAGUUACAUUUGGAAGAGUUCACUGGGAACGCAGGGGACGCUCUGGCUGAUGCUCACACUCUCUUCCCUGGUGGGAAAAAAUGGGCCGGUCCUGGUUUGGGGUCAAGCGGGGUCAAGUUCAGCACCUUUGAUCAGCCGACCAAUGAGACUGACAGACAGUGUGUCAGACUCAGCAAGUCUGGCUGGUGGUUCAGCAGGUGCGACUCGGGGAAUCUGAACGGUCAUUAUUACAAAGGGCCGUACGAAGCCAUGACCAAUGACGGAGUGGUGUGGUAUACGUGGCACGGUUGGUGGUACUCCAUCAAAUCCGUGGUGAUGAUGGUACGAGCCGCUGACCUGGAGCAUUCACCGUCGGUCAUCCCCCCGUCAGUGGGGGCGCCAGGCAGUGCCGAUCGCCCUCAGCUGAUUGGCUGAAAGAAACACGUGUCAUCACUUUCUUACCUGUUUGACUUUGUUCACAUCCAUUGAAGAACAAAGUGAUGAAGUCGGUGUGACCCACUCAGGCGUUUCUUCGCAUUCAUUUUAAUAUGUGAAAUAAAAUAUGGCUGCUUUA
This is a messenger RNA of Seriola aureovittata, 1639 nucleotides long. RefSeq names its product fibrinogen-like 1 (gene fgl1). Gene Ontology annotation, biological process: negative regulation of T cell activation; regulation of immune response. The record is from RefSeq and is a predicted model, not a curated record. Bases 619 to 1500 code for a protein of 293 amino acids. The transcript has 7 exons. NCBI's taxonomy places the organism in Eukaryota, Metazoa, Chordata, Actinopteri, Carangiformes, Carangidae.